GAUCGAUAACACCAAUCGUGCUUCCAGUCAUUAGCUUUUGUCGUCCCGGCCUGGUAAUUUGUAGACCAAAAUGAAGUUACUUCUGGCGCUAUCCCUCAGCAUCCUGCUGAUUCUGCCGGCCGAGUCCUUUGAGCCCUUAACCAUGACCGCCAUAGGCGUCGGCCUCGCCGGCUCUGCUGCGUACCUCAGGUGCAAGUUUACCGAGUGCUGCGAUGACCGCAACAUACCCGGCAACAUACAUGCACUCCAAAACUCGUUACAACAAACGCUCUUUGGGCAACACAUUGUGAUGCAGCACAUUGUGCCCGCCCUGAAGGCUCACUUCAGCUCACACAGUACGUCGCGAAAGCCACUGGUGAUCAGCUUUCACGGGCAGCCGGGAACGGGCAAGAACUUUGUGGCGGAUCAGAUUGCCGAGGCGCUGUACCUUAAGGGCUCCAAGUCCGGCUACGUAUCCAAGUAUCUGGGCCAAGCCGACUUUCCGAACGAGAAUGACGUAGCAAUUUACAAGGCGCGAAUCAACCGGGAGGUACGAAGGCAGUUAAGCGACUGCCCGCGGUCGCUGUUUAUCUUCGACGAGGUGGACAAGAUGCCCAGCGGCGUCUUUGACACGCUCGCCUCGCUGGUCGACUAUAACGCCUUCGCCGAUGGCACGGACAACACGAAGGCGAUCUUUAUCUUUCUAUCGAACACGGCCGGCAAGCACAUAGCCGACCAUCUGGGCGAACUGAUGAACGCCGGAAAGAUGCGCGAGGACACCCGGCUGAGCGACUUUGAAGGACUUUUGCAGAAGGCCGCCUACAACUUGGACGGUGGCCUGAAGAAGACCGCCCUGAUAGAGGCGCACGUGAUCGACCACUUUAUACCCUUUCUGCCGAUGGAGCAGAGUCAUGUGGUCAAGUGCCUGGAGGCGGAGUUCUGGCGUUGGGAUAGAAGGCCCAAUCAGAAAGUAAUCGAAGACAUUCUCAAAACCUCGAUCGUAUAUGAUCGCACACACCUUAAGUUCGCCAUCUCCGGGUGCAAGACCCUGGAGAAGAAGGUGGCCAUGGCCAUUGCACCAAACACUUAUUAGUCCCGGUUCAACAUUCGUUUGUUUUCUGCGUAUUUUGCAAAACAAUUUUUAAGGAAUAAAGUUAACAGGUUAUUAUUA
This is a messenger RNA of Drosophila kikkawai, 1150 nucleotides long. It is a transcript of the gene Torsin, whose product is annotated as torsin family member. The record is from RefSeq and is a predicted model, not a curated record. Gene Ontology annotation, molecular function: ATP hydrolysis activity; ATP binding. Lineage: Eukaryota; Metazoa; Arthropoda; Insecta; Diptera; Drosophilidae. Gene Ontology annotation, biological process: cellular response to misfolded protein.